AUGAUUUUAUUAUCAUCUUUAAAUAAUAUAAUAAAUUCUAAUUAUCUUUCUACAUUUGAUAGAAUAGUUGCUUAUGGUAGUUUGGGAUUUUAUUUUGGAAUUUUUAGCUAUAUAAUAUAUUUAGUUUAUAUUUACAGAAUUGAGGUAACUUUGGUUUAGAGUAAUUUGUAGAAAUUUUUUUUAGUUGAAAGUCUUGAAGCUCAUUUGUCUAGAAGAAUAUAUUGGGUUCUUUUUGAGUUGAGAAAAUUGUUUUGUUGCCUUUUUGUUGUGAUAUACAAUAAGUAAGUAAUAUCAAUUUGGGUAUCCAUAACUAUUAGUUUUGUGUUUAUUUUGUUUUUAACUUUAUACCGCCCUUUUAGUUCAAAGUUAGAGUUAGGAUUUUUAGUUUCCUUAGAAAUAAUUUUCUUUAGUUCUUAGAUAGUAUUAGUGUUUAUGAGUUAACUUGAUAGCAUUUAAAGUAAUUUUUUAAUUUAUUUUGAAUUAAAUAUUUAUUUAAAUUUUAACCAAAAGACCUUAUUUCAAUCCUUGUAGUGUUUCUUUUAUCUUGUAAUGUCAUUAGUAUCUUUUUAAUAGUAAGAAAAAUUUACUAAGUAAUAUAACAAAAAAAGAUUGAAUAUGAAAUUUAAUCAUUCAAUAAACUUAACCAGUUAAAAUAAAAAGAAAUGUCUGAUUUGA
This is a messenger RNA of Tetrahymena thermophila SB210, 675 nucleotides long. RefSeq names its product transmembrane protein, putative. The record is from RefSeq and is a predicted model, not a curated record. The transcript has a single exon. Lineage: Eukaryota; Ciliophora; Oligohymenophorea; Hymenostomatida; Tetrahymenidae.